This is a messenger RNA of Abrus precatorius (Indian licorice), 4181 nucleotides long. RefSeq names its product formin-like protein 5. Gene Ontology annotation, biological process: actin nucleation; actin cytoskeleton organization. The record is from RefSeq and is a predicted model, not a curated record. Gene Ontology annotation, molecular function: actin filament binding. NCBI's taxonomy places the organism in Eukaryota, Viridiplantae, Streptophyta, Magnoliopsida, Fabales, Fabaceae. The transcript has 7 exons. The coding region runs from base 820 to 3807 and encodes 995 amino acids.
CCGUUAAUCAAUGUUAGAAUGAGAAGAAGAGUAGUGCAAGACAUUUGAGCUAGCAAAUGACUGAAUCCAGAAGCCUUGCUCUAAGACCGGUCCUUUACGCGUAGAGUUCUUCUGUCUGGCGCCAAGAAACUUCCUUUUCUUGAGAUUAACUUUCUCAUUCUUUCUUUUAACUAAAGUCUUUGCUUCUAGCCUCUUUCUUACCAUUUAUAACACACUUUUUGCAUAAAAAAAAUGAACUACAUAGUCACAUUUAACAUUUCACGGUCAACAACACCAAUAGCCCUCGUUUUUUAGUUGCUUCCCUUGGAUCCUGUUAGAACCAAAGACCCUUUUUUUGAAUCUUUCUCAGGAGCUCCACUCUGUGUUUGCUUUUAGAAGGGUUGUUUGUUUCUGUGCACAGGUUGUGAUUUUGAUGGUUUAACAAUAGACACCCCCUAUUUUUGUUUUUGUUUGGAGCUGCUUAUUUUUUCAAUUGAUUUUUCUGGUGGGGUUUUGGCUGAACUUGAUCUGAUUCAGUACAAGUUGGAAACUUUGGAUAGGGACACAGUUUUUCUGGGGUUUGCUUUUGUUCGUACUGUUUGAUCUUGAAAUUCUGAUUUUUCAUCUGAAACCCUUGUUGGGUCUUGAAGAAUUCAUCCCUGCAGGGCACUGGGAGCAUUGUUCUGGUGAGGAAUCGAAGUGGGUUGGUGGUGGAUAGUGAAAAAGAUUCAUUUUUGAGGUGUUUUUGUAAUUGUAAGUGAUGAAGGAAUUGUAGAUUUGUGGUUGUUGGGGUUUAGUCCUUUGAUGAAACUGAAAUGAGAAGCAUAUCAAGCAUUUGGAAUGGGAAUUCAGAAACAUAUGGUUACCAUAAAGUUUAGACUUUGCGUUCUAUUGGUUCUCGCUUUUGUAGCAGCUGUUAGCUCUACAGCAAAGAAGGAAACACAAGAUGACUUUGUUAGCAAACUACUUGAUCCUGCAUGUGGAUUGUUAGAUGAACACACGGUGAAGAUCUUAUGGACCAAUUGCCAGGAAGAUUUAUUUCAUUUAAUGAAAGAGGUUGAAGAUUGUGAUUUAUGGCUGUCUCAGGAGUUGUCUGGCCACACCAAUAAAAUCAAUUCAGAGAUUCAACCAUUAAAGCGAGCAGACAUCCAAAAAUUGAUCAGUGCAUGCCAGCCUCAAUUCGAGGAGAACUUUCUUCACUAUUUGGAAAAAAAUAAUCUUCCAUUACCCAUCUCAAGAGGAGAGGAUGAUUCCAAGAUUUUGCAUGUCAGUCAUUUGGGAUCACUUUUUUCCAGAUCCAAUGUUCCUAGAAGAAAUUUUGGCCGUGUUUUGCUUCAGCACAUAUCAGAACCACCUAGUCCUGGCCCUGCAGUUGGAUCACCUACACCAAGUUUAACACCAUCUCCUGAACCCAGUUUAGCACCAUCGUCUGAACCCAGCCUGGCCCCAUCGCCUCUUGCUCCAGCACCUCUAGUUCCUAGUCCUCAGCAUCCUCAUUUGUCUCCAUCAACAUUUUUCCCAAAAUUGACACCACCAGCAGCUUCAGAAAUUUCUUCUCCUCCAUCUUCUGACAUUAACAAACAGGAAGAUAAGCAUAGUAAUAAAAGAACAGUUGUUCUUGCUGUCGUUAUAACUGCAUUGGUGACAUUUAUAGCUGCAGCACUGCUCUUUUUAUGCUGUAGUGGGUAUUGUAAGACUGGCCGAGCUAGACUAAAUGAUGAGAGGCCCCUUCUCAGCUUGAGCAUGAGUGACUACUCUGUUGGUCCUUCUAGUUUUGCUUUUGGAAAUUCAAUCAAAGGGGAGAAACUUGGGUUUCAGUCAUCAAGUAAUAGUUUAGUAGACAAUAAGAAGAACUCAGUGCAAGAAAGCCAAUCAAUAGGAGCCUUUAGUGCUGCUGCCGGAUCACCAUUUGAACUUAAACCUCCUCCAGGGAGGGUGGGAGCCAGUCCCUCGGGAAUGCCUCCUUUAAAACCUCCCCCAGGCAGGUUGAACCCUCUUCCCCACGAGCCACCUUCCUUUAGGCCUUCUGGUGAUGCUGAUACUGCUGUGGCUUCUGUUGCUGCAGCUCCUCCUCCUCCUGCCCCUCCUCAACAGCCUGGUAUUGGUAGCACUCCACCACCACCCCCAGCAUCAGCUGGUGCCAAACCUGGCCCACCUCCACCACCAGCAAAACCUGGUCCUCCCCCUCCACCACCUCCAGCAAUAGCUGGUGCCAAACCUGGUCCUCCUCCUCCACCACCCCCAGCACCAUUUGGUGCUAAACCUGGUCCUCCUCCUCCACCACUCCCAGCACCAGUUGGUGCAAAACCUGGUCCUCAUCCACCACCGCCUCCUAAGAGUGGCAUACCUCCUCCUCGAGCCCCUCCCCCAAUUGGCCCAAAGAUGGCUCAGCCUUUAGCUAGUGGAUCAAAGGCUACAGUUGAAGCUAAUGCAGAAGGUGCAGCUGAUGCUCCCAAAGCCAAGCUAAAGCCUUUUUUCUGGGAUAAGGUUCAAGCAAACCCCAAUCAAUCAAUGGUUUGGAAUCAGAUCAAAUCAGGAUCAUUCCAGUUUAAUGAAGAAAUGAUAGAGACGCUUUUUGGCUAUAACAAUGGUCAAAGACAGAAAGAGUCUUCCUCCCAAGACCCUUCACCUCAGUAUAUGCAUAUCAUUGACAAAAAGAAAUCGCAAAAUUUAUUGAUUCUGUUGCGUGCAUUGAAUGUGACAAUGGAAGAAGUUUGUGAUGCACUUUAUGAAGGACAUGAGCUUCCCUCGGAGUUCCUUCAAACCUUGCUGAAGAUGGCACCAACAUCAGACGAAGAACUUAAGCUUAGACUUUUUACUGGUGAGCUAUCUCAACUUGGGCCUGCUGACCGUUUCCUGAAAGCCCUGGUUGACGUUCCAUUUGCAUUUAAGCGAAUGGAAGCUCUGCUUUUCAUGACCACACUUAAAGAGGAGCUCACAAGUACUAUGGAAUCUUUUGCCAUUUUAGAGGUUGCUUGCAAGGAACUAAGAAACAGUAGGCUAUUCCUCAAGCUUCUUGAAGCUGUUCUCAAAACCGGCAACCGAAUGAAUGACGGAACAUUCCGUGGUGGUGCACAAGCAUUUAAACUUGAUACUCUUCUGAAAUUAUCUGAUGUAAAAGGAACAGAUGGCAAGACCACACUCUUACACUUUGUAGUUCUAGAGAUUAUCCGUUCUGAGGGCAUAAAAGCCGUUCGAAAGGCAAAAGAGAGCCAGAGUUCAUCUAGUGUUAAAUCAGAUGAUCUUCUCGAUGAUAGAACUCAAGAAACAGAAGAACACUACCGUGAAAUCGGUCUUCAGGUGGUUUCUCACUUGAGCAGUGAACUCAAGAAUGUUAAAAAAGCAGCAAUUAUAGACGCGGACAGCCUAACAGGAACCGCCGCCAAACUUGGGCAUGGUCUCAUAAAAACACAAGACUUGGUAAACAAAACCAUGAAGAAUGUGGAGGAAGAUAGGGGGUUUGGUGAGACAGUGAAAAGUUUUGUGAAGAAUGCCGAGGCUGAUGUUAUGAAACUGCUGGAAGAAGAGAAAAAAAUCAUGGCACUGGUGAAGAGCACUGGCGAUUACUUUCACGGGAAUGCUGGGAAGGAUGAAGGCUUACGGUUGUUUGUAGUAAUACGAGACUUCUUAGUAAUGCUAGACAAGGUAUGCAAGGAGGUGAGAGAUACUCAGAAGAAGCCAGCAGCAAAAACACUAAAACAAGAGACUCCUCGAGGAGCAUCUUCCUCUGAAACGCGUCCACCACCUUCUGAUUUUCGUCAGCGGCUCUUUCCAGCAAUCGCCGAAAGGAGGGUGGGUGACAUUAGUUCAGAUGAGGACAGCCCAUAGAUUCAAGUUGGAAAUGAGGGAUGAUACAUAUGUGAAAUCAUGAAUGGUUUGAAGUGGCAUGGUUUUAUACACUUCUCAAAUAGAAUUCAUAUGUACAGGUCUAGCUGGAGCUGUCUUCAAGCAGUGGAAUUACUUGUUAUCAUCAUUGUUGUGCCCCCAUUGGGAUUUAGCUUCAUAGUUUGAGACAGCCACUUCUGAAACUGUAGUUAUGUAGGGUCUUAAUUUUUUGUUUUUAUAAUUCUUUAUUCAAUCUAAUAUGUCAAUGAGUUUAUUUUUUGAAAGGUGCUGGAUAUAGCAUGAUACCUUCUUUUUUGUGAAUUUUGAUAUAUUUUUUUAGCCAUCUAGGAAAAUAGAUCAUCUUUGUUAGUCAGUGG